CGUCCGCGCCGGGGAGGCGGAGAGGAGGAGGGCUGCGGGGCCGAGGCGUUAGCUGCGUCCCGGCUCGGAGCCCGCGAAGAGGACUAGGAGGAAGGCGCCGCCGUGGCCGCGGCCGCAGUGCUGGCGCGACAAGCCAUGAGCAGCGGCCCCGCGGGUGACCCUGCUGUCGCUGGCCGCCUCUGAUCCCGUCCGGGAGACAGCUCGCAGCUCCCCGGCACCCUCCGCAGCCAGCACCCUCGCGUCCGGAGAAACAUGAUUCCGGUGACAGAAUUCCGGCAGUUCUCAGAGCAGCAGCCUGCCUUCCGUGUGCUGAAGCCAUGGUGGGACGUGUUUACCGACUACCUUUCAGUGGCCAUGCUGAUGAUCGGUGUGUUCGGAUGUACUUUACAGGUCAUGCAAGACAAGAUAAUUUGCCUCCCGAAAAGAGUUCAGCCUUCUCAGAACCACUCUUCCGUUUCGAAUGUCUCGCAAGCAGUUGCCGGGACCACCCCCCUGCCUCCACCUAAACCAUCUGCGACCAGCCCCGUCACCGUGGAAAUGAAAGGCCUGAAGACAGACCUGGACCUUCAGCAGUACAGUUUUAUAAACCAGAUGUGUUAUGAGCGAGCCCUCCACUGGUAUGCCAAGUAUUUCCCUUACCUUGUCCUCAUCCAUACCCUGGUCUUCAUGCUCUGCAGCAAUUUUUGGUUCAAAUUCCCUGGCUCCAGCUCCAAAAUAGAACAUUUCAUCUCCAUCCUGGGGAAGUGUUUUGACUCUCCCUGGACCACACGGGCUUUAUCGGAAGUGUCGGGGGAGGACUCAGAAGAGAAGGACAACAGGAAGAACAACAUGAGCAGGUCCAACACCGUCCAGUCUGGUCCAGAAGGCAGCCUGGUCAACUCUCAGUCGUUAAAGUCAAUUCCUGAGAAGUUUGUGGUUGACAAGUCCACUGCAGGGGCUCUGGAUAAGAAGGAAGGAGAGCAAGCGAAGGCUUUAUUUGAGAAGGUGAAGAAGUUCAGGCUGCAUGUAGAAGAAGGGGACAUACUGUAUGCGAUGUAUGUUCGCCAGACUGUACUUAAGGUUAUAAAAUUCCUAAUCAUCAUUGCGUAUAACAGCGCCCUGGUUUCCAAAGUCCAGUUUACAGUGGACUGUAAUGUUGAUAUUCAGGACAUGACUGGAUAUAAAAACUUUUCUUGCAAUCAUACCAUGGCACAUUUGUUCUCAAAACUCUCCUUCUGCUACCUGUGCUUUGUAAGUAUCUACGGCUUGACGUGCCUUUACACCUUAUACUGGCUGUUCUACCGCUCUCUAAGGGAGUACUCCUUUGAGUAUGUCCGGCAGGAGACUGGAAUUGAUGAUAUUCCGGACGUGAAAAAUGACUUUGCUUUUAUGCUUCAUAUGAUAGAUCAGUAUGACCCUCUGUAUUCCAAGAGAUUCGCGGUGUUCUUGUCUGAAGUGAGCGAAAACAAAUUAAAGCAGCUGAACUUAAAUAACGAGUGGACUCCCGAUAAACUGAGGCAGAAGCUACAGACGAAUGCCCAUAACCGGCUGGAGUUGCCUCUCAUCAUGCUCUCUGGCCUUCCAGACACUGUUUUUGAAAUCACCGAGCUGCAGUCUCUAAAACUUGAGAUCAUUAAGAACGUAAUGAUACCAGCCACCAUUGCGCAGCUAGACAAUCUCCAAGAGCUCUCCCUACACCAGUGCUCAGUCAAAAUCCACAGCGCGGCACUCUCUUUCCUGAAGGAGAACCUCAAAGUCUUGAGCGUCAAGUUUGAUGAUAUGAGGGAGCUGCCCCCUUGGAUGUACGGACUCCGGAAUCUGGAAGAGCUCUACCUGGUUGGCUCUCUAAGUCAUGAUAUUUCCAAAAAUGUCACCCUUGAGUCUCUGCGGGAUCUCAAGAGCCUUAAAAUUCUCUCUAUUAAAAGCAACGUUUCCAAAAUCCCUCAGGCAGUCGUUGACGUGUCCAGCCAUCUCCAGAAGAUGUGCAUCCAUAACGAUGGCACCAAGCUGGUGAUGCUCAACAAUUUAAAGAAGAUGACCAAUCUGACAGAACUGGAGCUUGUCCACUGCGACCUGGAGCGCAUUCCUCAUGCCGUGUUCAGCUUGCUCAGCCUCCAGGAAUUGGACCUCAAGGAAAAUAACCUGAAAUCUAUAGAAGAAAUCGUUAGCUUCCAACACUUGAGAAAGUUGACCGUGCUAAAACUGUGGCAUAACAGCAUCACCUAUAUCCCAGAGCAUAUAAAGAAACUCACCAGCCUGGAGCGUCUGUCCUUUAGUCACAAUAAAAUAGAGGUGCUGCCUUCCCACCUCUUCCUAUGCAACAAAAUCCGAUACUUAGACUUAUCCUACAAUGACAUUCGAUUUAUCCCACCUGAAAUCGGAGUUCUACAAAGUUUACAGUAUUUUUCCAUCACUUGCAACAAAGUGGAGAGCCUUCCAGACGAACUCUACUUCUGCAAGAAACUUAAAACUCUGAAGAUUGGGAAAAACAGCCUAUCAAUACUUUCACCGAAAAUUGGAAAUUUACUAUUUCUUUCCUACUUAGAUGUUAAAGGCAAUCACUUUGAAAUCCUCCCUCCGGAACUGGGUGACUGUCGCGCUCUGAAGAGAACUGGUUUGGUUGUGGAAGAUGCUCUGUUUGAAACUCUGCCUUCUGAUAUCCGGGAGCAAAUGAAAACAGAAUAACUUAUUUUUGUUUAAAGUUUGACUGAAACAUGCUUCUACCAAAUACAGCAUAAAUAAUUAGGUAGUCUUAAUGCCUUUCCUAUUUUAUGUUUGUUUGUUUUUUCUUCUCACAUGAAACAAAAUUUACACAAAAACUGAGUAAGGAGUAUGUAUUUUUUAAUAAAAAUUUCAUUGUAUUUUUUCAAUAUUAAUAUUUUAAAACUUUAUUUGUCCUGGAACCUAAUGUACCUAUUAUUGUUUUCUUCUAACAGAAACAGAUGGUUCCAUAUGUUUUUGCUUUGUUUUUGUUGUUUUAUUUUAUUUUUUAGUUCAUUCUGGUGAAAGGGAGGGGAUUUUAAGUUGCAUGCUUUUUUGGUAUUUUUAAAUAGAUGAAGAUAUUUUGCCAAGGUCAUUUUUAGCUUGUUUACACCUGUGCAGUUCCUUGUUUUUGUUGUCAUUGUGUGUAUACCAAGGAAUCUGCGAGUUCUUUUAAUACCAGCUGCCUUCUCCAUUGGCCAAGCCCUUCAUUCUAUAGAAAACUCUCUCUGGAGUUUAAAUUCACAUAAGUGCAUUGUCACAGACUAUUUAUUUUAAAUUUUCCCCCACCUCCAACGGAACCCUAAAUUAUUUCAUAUACCUGACAGUUAAAGUUAUCCUUAAACAAGGAUUUUGUCAGUGAAUAAAGACAAUAAUCUUCCAUAGUUGACAUGCUUGAAUUGCUCAUUUAUAAUUUAAUUGAUUUCCAUUUUUACCAACCUUUAAAAAUAUUUUAAAAUUAAAUACAGAGGUUUCCCUCCCUUUCAAUCUCCAUAGAGCUAUGUAGUACUGGUGGACAACCUUAGAGAAGCUUGAUUUAUUUUAAUUAAAAUAGGUAAUUGCAUUUAAAAGUCACAGAAUUAGAAGCCUGGUUUUGAGUAAUUUAAUCAUCUUUGAUAUCUUGAUAGGUAGAUACAUUAGAUGGAAAAACAUUUCACUACUAAAGCACUCUGUUCAAGGGCUGGUGCAUGCCAGCCAGGCCCACUGGUGCCUCCGGACAGUGUAGCAGUGGAAUCUACUCAAAUUCUGCCUGUUGCACAAAAUAUAUAAAUAUAUUAAUCAAUUUCCCUCAAGUCUGCCCUUGCUGCGAUCACUAGUGAUGCAAGCACAGGAACUCUAUCUGCUCUUUUUGGUUUACAAUGAGUAUCUCAUGUAAAAUGGUUCUGUUACUUUUUUUUAAGUGUGAAUAAAUUGCUAAGUGGAUGUCACUUAGCAAUAAUUUUUGCCUGAUGGUCAGCAGAACUUUUAUUUAUCUUUCUACUUAAAAAUUCGACAUGAUAGGGGUCUUGGGCAAAAAUUUUUCCCUAACAAUUAAACUGUCUGGAACAGGAAAAUGAAAACACUAUUUGUGCCCUCAGUCUAGGACUAGUGCUACUGAUCGAGGAAUUUUGUUUUAUUUACCAAAUUACAUUGACCAUUUUGCAAGCCGUAGCCUCAUUUAAGAAAUUUCUAUGACUGAACAAUGAGAGAAGGUAGGAAGAUGAUUUGGGGUUUCAAAAUGCUGCUUUUAAAAUGGAAUCCUUGAUCCUGGUGACUUUGCUCUGUGCUACUUUGAGUCGUAUAUGGGACACACCUAAAGGAACUACUUAGCAGAGAUGCUAAGUAACAGAGAGUACCUCAGUUGUGUUUUAAAUGUUAUAGGGCAUCAUGGAGUGAAGGGUUUGGGAAAGAGAUGCUUUUCAUUUAUUUAAUAAUCUAACCUAAUGUAGACCAAAGUGCUUCACUAUUUCUGCUCUCUGUUUAAAUAUUAGAAUGGUGAUUUUGUAUAGCAAUUUAUUCUGAUCUGGAAUUCAAACAUGUUUAAAAUAGUAACAUGAUUAUACAUCUUGUAGGAUAAAAUAUCCAACUCCAGGUUAUUGUUAGGGUCCUGAUUCUGAACAGUGUGUUGUAUUUGGAAACAUAGCCCUAUCGGUUUGAAACAAACAACCAAACAAAAAACCUAGAAGAUUGUCCAUAGCUAAGCAUGACAAAAAUACCCUGUUAAAAGGUAAACUGAGAUAACUACUGGCAAAACACUGGGUGCACUAUUUUUCUGUAUAAAAUUUAUAGUUAUUUUCUAUAUCACCCUUCAAAAGGGAUCUAUUCAGGUUAAAAUCAUAUUUAUGCUGAAGUCUUUAUCUGGUGUUAACUCAUAAUCUCAUGUGGGUUCAUAAGUGAAGUCUCUAAUAAUUAGUUUUUAUCACUUGUAAUGGUUUUCUCAAAAUUCUAAAAGAAUUUGAUUUGCUUUCUUAAUGAUUUCACAGGCUGCCCCUUAACCUACGUUCUAAAUAACAUCCAAUAAAAUCAGUACAGUUUGAUGACUAUGUUUUAACAAAAAAGGAAAAUUCAUAGAUAUUUCUAUUAGACUUUAUAAAAAUUCUCAAACUUGAUUUUGAGUCUAAAUUUUCUGACUCUGGCCCUUUUUAAUAUUGUAGAUUUUUGCUCACAUUCUUAAGUAAAAAGCAUUCAAUUACUAUUUAGCCUUUAAAUGGGAAACUCAGGUAAAUGAACUGCUGACUUUUCUAAAGUCCUUUAACAGAUCAACUCCAUAUAAAAGGGUUAUUUACCUAAUCCCUUUCCGUAAUUUACAAGUGCUCUUGCUAAAAAAAAGAACGGCUAGCUCUAUUUCUCCAAACUCUAUAGGAUUCAUGAGAAACUGCUUAUGUAAAUAUAAAAACACCAUAUGUACUCAUAACUCCUGUGGCUGCUUGAAGCCCAUAACUGGUACGCUUUUUGGUCAGUUUUAAUGCCUGAGUAUAGAACAAUUUGGCUUCUGGUCUGGUUGAAACAGAGCAUAUAAGUAUAUCCCAAUGGAACUCACCUAAGAAGAUCACACCUCAGAAAACUAGUUAUGUGUUUUCAUUUUGAUUUGUUAAUACAACAUGUUUAACAUAAAGUUUUUUGUACAGUGAAACCUGUUAUUUGCAAUUGUAAAGUUUUCUUAUUGUUCACCCACCUUUUUUCCUGCCAUUACAUGUCGCAUAUAGCUAUUGUAAUGAGUUCUAACAAUUUACGAGGCAUCCUGCUUUUUCAGAAAGGCGUGGAAAAUAUGCCUGCUAUGAGUAUUUUGUUUAUGUAGGGGUGCCUCCUUAUCUGUUUUUCAAGCCAUCUUUGUAGAGAGGGACUUAAACAACCUGGAACCUUUCUUGGGUUAUUUGGGAUGUGGAAAGUUCAAAUUCUUGCAAUAUGUUAUCUUAGAAUUUCUGAUAUUAAGAGGAGACAAAAUCUUUAUAUUUCUUGUUGCCAUUUCCCCCAAGAGUUUUGCUGUUAUUUAUUUUCCUAUUUCUACUCUAAGAAAAGUCCAUUUUCAAAUAGUUUCUUUUACUCUAAUUUUAUACCGAAUACCUGAUCAAUAGUAAUGAUAUAUUUAUUUAAACAGCAAACAUUCAUGAUCAAUCCAUCUUUAUGAAAACUGUCAGUGCUUAGUAGUAAGUAGAUAAGAUAAAUUUUCAAUAUAAUUUCAAUUUGUGUUUAGAGACUAAAGAUUCAAUUCACAUUCUCCUAUUAAUCAGGAAUGUGAUAAUGCUAUUCAGGCAUUUCACAUUUGGGUAGAAUCUCAAUAACUCAGGGCAGGGUUCCACACUUAAGGUAGCAAAACAGCACAGUUAUUAGUAAGGGGGGCCUCAAGGGUCUGUAAGAUUUUCUCAUCUUUCCUUGUCUAUUCAGAAAACACAUUAGAAGAAAACCUGGACCAUCUUGACCAGACCUGCCACUGAUUUUUCAGCUUUAUGACUCAGUGACAUACUUCUAAUACAAUUUCAUACCAGCCUUCCAAACUAGGGAUCCACUCUUCCUCCAUCUUCCCAAGCCAUUCACGGAUACAGGUAACAUCCUUAAGUUCAUUUUGAGGAAAGGUAAGAGGGUCUCCUCCUGCCUCGAGAAAUUUUUUUUUUUUAUCAGAAGACCCUGAAGGCUUAUGUAACUUUGAACAACUUAAUUUCUUGGCCAUAUGAAAUUACAGUUCCUAUGCAUGGUUUUAAUGUGGUAUAAAUUUGCUUUCUGCUAAAUACUGUUCCUUCUCCCACCUGAUUUUGCCUCUUUCAUGAAUAUUUUUACUGAGUUUGAAACUCAAGGCCUGAUGUGCUCACUCAGUUUUCUUUCUGCCACUUGUUUUCUCUCUUGUCUGUUGUGUUCAGAUUGUGUCAAAUGCUGGCAAAACCUCUAAGACUGUCAAGAAAAUGCUUGAAAGUUGAUUUGUGAUCGUGCAAAUUCAUGAUAAAAUGUCUUAAUGUUAUUUGGCUAUGUAGUAUAUAGAGACAGAAAAUAACUUAAAUAAAGUCAUUUUUGUAAUUUAAAA
This is a messenger RNA of Hipposideros armiger (great roundleaf bat), 6955 nucleotides long. RefSeq names its product leucine rich repeat containing 8 VRAC subunit C (gene LRRC8C). Gene Ontology annotation, molecular function: protein binding. NCBI's taxonomy places the organism in Eukaryota, Metazoa, Chordata, Mammalia, Chiroptera, Hipposideridae. The record is from RefSeq and is a predicted model, not a curated record. The coding region runs from base 253 to 2664 and encodes 803 amino acids. The transcript has 3 exons. Gene Ontology annotation, cellular component: cytoplasm.